This is a messenger RNA of Fusarium oxysporum Fo47, 381 nucleotides long. RefSeq lists its product as uncharacterized. NCBI's taxonomy places the organism in Eukaryota, Fungi, Ascomycota, Sordariomycetes, Hypocreales, Nectriaceae. The record is from RefSeq and is a predicted model, not a curated record. The transcript has a single exon. The coding region runs from base 1 to 381 and encodes 126 amino acids.
AUGGAUUCAAAAAGGGUUCUUUAUGACCUCCCAGCCCCGCGUCUUGUCCGAACUGUCCAUUCGGAUAACGACCUGUCUGUCUUCAUCCACGAUGAUGCCGUCCCUAUGUUCAGACCGUUCGGCCCUGGACAAAUGGGGUUCGCAACCUUCGACAGAAGAGAUGCCGUCCCUGCCAAUAACAGCCAUGCCUCGCCGUCUAUUAGCGAUGAUCUUCCUGGAUGCCCUCCAGGAGGUGUUACCUUCUGCGCUACUGAUUUUGUGCCUGGCACUCAGACGCCUAUGCAUCGCAAGCUCAUUAUGGACUACUGCGUAGCCAUGAGCGGAGACAUUGUUCUCGCCCUUGACAGCGGAGAAGAGAAAGUUACCAGAGAGGGGACAUAA